Messenger RNA from Conger conger (European conger), 2307 nucleotides. Its product is annotated as E3 ubiquitin-protein ligase TRIM35-like. The transcript has 5 exons. The record is from RefSeq and is a predicted model, not a curated record. NCBI's taxonomy places the organism in Eukaryota, Metazoa, Chordata, Actinopteri, Anguilliformes, Congridae. Gene Ontology annotation, molecular function: zinc ion binding. The coding region runs from base 200 to 949 and encodes 249 amino acids.
CUUUGCAGGAGUACAGACGUGAAGUCAUCUUUAUUGUGUUUAGUCAUUCGUACAGAAAAAUACAAACACGAGCAAAAGAAAACCGUGAAUCAGGUAAGAAUUAUAGUAUGGGGAAACAGUGUAUUCAGAAGGAGGUUGACUAAAAGUGCCCUGUGGAGUGUAAGGCUGCUAUCUGGAGGAGCGGAUAAGGAAGCAAAGAAUGGCAGCCAACUUUACCGUGUCAGUGGACGAGGUCUCCUGCCCAGUGUGCCACGACAUCUUCACCUGCCCUGUUGUCCUGUCGUGUAGCCACAGCUUGUGUAAGGACUGUCUGCAGCAGUGCAGGACAGCCGGCUUCCAUAAAUGUCCGCUGUGCCAGAGAGCGUGUCCCCCCGGGACCGAGCCCCCUGUUAACCGGGCUUUGAAGAAUCUCUGUGAGCGGUUCCACCUGGAACAGGAAGUCGCAGGGGGCUCGGAGACUCUCUGCGGUCGGCACGGCGAGAAACUGAAGCUCUUCUGUCUGGUGGAUAAACAGCCGAUAUGCGCCGACUGCGUGCCGGAUUUGCACGACCGUCAUAAAUGCUGUCACUUAAAGGUAGCAGUGCACGACCAUAAGAUGAGGAUGCAGGCGGCCCUGAAGCCCUUACAGGAGAAGCUGGAAAACUUUAAAAAGAUCAGUGAAACUAGAGAUCAAAAACUGCAUCACAUCAAGAGCCAGGUUCAGCAAACAGAGAAGCAGAUCAAAGAGGAGUUUCAGGAGCUGCACCAGUUCUUGCACCAAGAGGAGGCAGCCAGGAUCGCAGCCCUCAGAGCGGAGGAGACACAGAGGAGCCAGACUCUGAGCAGGAAGAUGGAGGAAGUGGUCAGAAAGAUGAAGGCCCUUUCAACCACAGUCAAAGCCAUAGAGCAGGAGAUGGGCAAAGAUGAUGUUUCAUUCCUGCAGAAUUACAAUGCAACAAUGAAACAGUGAGUCAAAACCCUUUACUUUCCAUUCUUCCUAUGCAUCACAUUGAUGUAAAGCCAACAGCAGCUCUGACUCCUGAAUAUUACUGCAGGACUCAGUGCACAGUGCAGGACCCAGAUGUCUCGGGAGUGCUAAUCGAUGUGGCCAAACACCUGGGCAACCUGAAGUUCCAAGUCUGGCAGACGAUGACGGGAAUGGUGAAGCACACUCCUGUUAUUCUGGACCCCAACACAGCCGGACCCUUCCUUAUAUUCUCUAAGGAUCUGACCAGUGUCACAUCAAGCAAAGCAUAUUCCACAAAUGCCAAUACUCUUUUUGGCUCACAAGGAUUCAGCUCAGGGAAACACCAGUGGGAUGUUGAAUUUCACCGAUAUACUUUUAUAGAUAUAGGUAUUGCCGAGGAGUGUCAAAAAGAGAGAUGGAGUAAUGAUGAACACCAUGUCUGUACAGUACGUCACUGUGGUGGUUAUGUCCAAAUAAGUGAAAAAUCUGUACGCAGGGGAAUGCUUUUGAUAAGAGUGCUCCUGGACUGCGAUGAAAAGACUCUGUCAUUUUUUGAUGUCUACGGCAAUAAAACUUUCCAAACUGGUUGUAGAUACACUCUCACAGGGAAACUCUUUCCAUUGUUUUACUUCUUUGAAAUAAAUAAUUACUUGAAUCUGAAGAUCUUGCCUGCCAAGAUCAAAGUCAUGCAGAAGAAAGUUCAGUGACUGAAAAGGCACGCUUCUGGAAAGCAAGUGGUUUACGGAUAAGAAACCUGAAAAAGGUUGAGUUAACAUUAACUGUGACUUGACAUAAAAUCAUUAAUUGCAGUCUUCCGAGUGAACAGGAACAGUGCUUAAUCUCAGCACUCACACACAGAAGGUUUGUUCUUAAAGGAAACGAGCACAAAUCACCGGCCAUAAUUUAAGAGAAAACAGUUUGGGCAAAACAUUUUAUGCGUUCAUAUCAUGUAUACUGCUUUUCACAUGGGUCUUAUUUCCUGCGGAAAGGUUAUUUGUCUUCAGGUUUUUGUGUGUACAUUAUUGGAGGGUUCUUUUGGUUCGAUUCAUAGUUAAAAUCACUACAAUGCAUUUGAAAAGUUUUAGUUUUCAAAUGCCUUGUCAUCGUGUUUGGAAGCCUACUAUGCUUAACUGUUUUAAGGUUUUAUUUACCCAUGUUGUGGUUUAGAGCAAAGGUAUUUGUGCAUUUUAUUUGAAUUAUAUCCUCAAUAAAGUUUUAUCAUCGUAAUCAAUAUGCUUUCCGGAGGUUUCCUUUUCAUAGUAGUGAAAUAAUGUAAUUAUUUACAGUCUGUGAGCAUUCACACAAGCUGUUCAAGUGAUGUUAAAAUGUCAAUGUCAAUUACAAUAAAAAAAUAAACACGA